Pungitius pungitius (ninespine stickleback) is the source of this 1311-nucleotide messenger RNA. It is a transcript of the gene mllt11, whose product is annotated as MLLT11 transcription factor 7 cofactor. Gene Ontology annotation, biological process: positive regulation of mitochondrial depolarization; positive regulation of release of cytochrome c from mitochondria; apoptotic signaling pathway. The transcript has 3 exons. Gene Ontology annotation, cellular component: nucleoplasm; cytosol. Bases 173 to 430 code for a protein of 85 amino acids. The record is from RefSeq and is a predicted model, not a curated record. NCBI's taxonomy places the organism in Eukaryota, Metazoa, Chordata, Actinopteri, Perciformes, Gasterosteidae.
UGUUUUGAAAGGUCCAUGCGGAAGUCUUGGGUGUACUCAGGAGAGCUUGACGCAGGCGCAGAGCUCAUUUCACCUGCAGAGGCAGAGAAGCAGCGUGUGAAACCAAAGAGGGAACAAAGAACAAAGAAACCCUCAGAAACCUCCUCACCGGAAGCACGAAGACUGAAAUAAGAUGCAGAAAUCCAAAAGCCAAUACGAGUCCUUCCUCUUCUGGAGGCAGCCAAUCCCGUCCCUCGAUCUGACGGAGCUGGAGGACUUGGGUUUGAGUGACAGGCCGAUGGCCAAUAGCAUCAAAGGGAAGGACAAGUCCUCCUCCCUGAGAACUCAGGAUGAGGAGGGUGAGAUGACCGAGUUUUCCUCCUUUAAUUAUUGGAGAGCUCCGAUCGCCGACGUGGACGCUCUGCUGGCCGACCUCAAGCUGCUGCUGUGAAACACAACGCUCAUCACCCGACCUCUGACCCCAGACCAUCCCCACCUCACCCGACCUCUGACCCCAGACCAUCCCCACCUCACCCGACCUCUGACCCCAGACCAUCCCCACCUCACCCGACCUCUGACCCCAGACCAUCCCCACCUCACCCGACCUCUGACCCCAGACCAUCCCCACCUCACCCGACCUCUGACCCCAGACCAUCCCCACCUCACCCGACCUCUGACCCCAGACCAUCCCCACCUCACCCGACAUCUGACCCCAGACCAUCCCCACCUCACCCGACCUCUGACCCCAGCUUCGUGUCUGAACGCUACGACGUGGAGUCUGUGUCCCAACGCCAGUCCAGCUUCAUGACAAUAACAACCAUAAUAAGAUGAUUAUUAAUAAGAGAACAAUCUUUGAUGAAACAAUUCAAACAUUUGCACAAUGCCAGUAAAACGUGUUUCCUUAGUUUAGAAGGUGAACAAGUAAACAUCUUCACCUUCAUUCUUUAUGAUGAAGCUGGACAGAUCUCAGAUCUGCAUCCAGACCGAGGAUUGUAGCUCCUGCUGACGUGGACAAAAUAUCAGAAACACUGUUGAUCGGAUUCUGAUUGAUUGAACAAAUGUUUUUCUGUCUUAUUUAUUUGAAUCUACUGUUUACAUUUGUGCCUUUUAGUUGCUUCGAUCCUGAGCUGCUUUAUGAGUUUAUUUAAGUCUCUUUAUGAAUUUAUUUAUGUCACUGUAUGAAUUUAUUUAAGUCUCUUUAUGAAUUUAUUUAUGUAUUUCUCAUGUUGUUUUUCUUAGCGGAACUCAAACUGGAUCCAGACGAAGAAAAACUGCUGCUCAACUUGUCAGAAUGUAAAUCCUGCCAACAAUAAAAUGUAAUGUCCAAAUUCA